AUGAGGUAUUUGUUGACCUUUGCUGAUGUACUGAUGUUAUUUCCAGAGAAAACUGAUGACAAUCUAGUUAAUACACAAGAUACAGUCAAAACAAAGCAGGAUAAAAAACCAGUCAAGGUAGAACAGGAAGUGGUGGUGCCUGAUUCCUCUACAGGAGAUCCAGAACCUCAGAACAAGUUCCUAAAAUUUUGCCAGGUUCCAAAAACCCCAGCUAAAGUUCCAGUGGCAGCUGUAACACCUCAGAGACAAACUGAACAGGAAAUCAAAACAGAAACUGUUGAUUCUGUGAAAGAAGAACAAGGUAAUCUUCCCCAGAAUAUGUCAAAAACUUCACACAAUCCUCAAACUACAUCAACCACUAGACAGGUACAGCCUACAUGUACAUCACCUGUACUCUUUGAAGAUGGCCAGACAGAUGGACCAGCUCCUGACUGUGUAGAUAAAACAAAUAACCUUGCUGAAUUAGAUAAAGAACAUAGCAUGAAGAAGAAACCAAUUUUCAAGAAAAGGAAUUCACUUUCUACUAAAACACUAAAAUCUGAGAUCGAGGACUGUAAGGGAACAUCAAAAGAUGGAGAUAUUAAUAUCGAUGAAGUAAAUAAUGAUAAAGACAAUGCUGAUGAUUUUAAAGAAGAAAGUAAAGAAGGAAGAAGGACUAAGCCUACAACAAGAGGAAAGGUAGAUAUGUCAGUGGUAGAUAAAGUUCAACAGGGUAGAAAGAAGUCAGAUGAUGUUCUACAAGAAGCAAAAGAUAAGAAGAAUGUUGGGGAGGAAUUAUUAGAUGGGGAAUCGGCUUCAGGUAAUGAUGUGAAUUCAGACGAGGAGUUUCUCAAUACACGAAGACGUGGUGGAAGGAAACGUAAAUCAACAAGUAAAUUUCAAGAGUGGUCAAAAAGCGGUCAAGAAAAGGUGUCACAAACGAUGAUAAUGAAAACACUGAUGAAAAAAAAAUAA
This is a messenger RNA of Ruditapes philippinarum (Manila clam), 954 nucleotides long. RefSeq lists its product as uncharacterized. The transcript is spliced from 3 exons. The record is from RefSeq and is a predicted model, not a curated record. Lineage: Eukaryota; Metazoa; Mollusca; Bivalvia; Venerida; Veneridae. The coding region runs from base 1 to 954 and encodes 317 amino acids.